UUAUUUACAUUUACUCAUGGAACAUUAAUCAUGUUUACCUUUUACUUUGCAUUUGUGUCACUUCACGCACUGUUUAUUUAGCCUCUGGGAGUUAGCGACCACUAGGCUAAUGUCAAUGCCACACUACAAAGUUCACAAGUACGUUUCCAAUGCAUACUCCGGCGAUUACGAUUCUCUUCUAAAUGACAUUGUCAAAAGCGAUUAUGAUUCACCGUCUGGUGGCGAAGGACAGGUAACGCUGUCUAGCCUGUCGGGCUUGUCCACCUUGUCGAGCCUGACAAAGCGCGAUGCUGAACCGUACUUCAAGGAGCUUGAUAUGUUUUCAUUCGAUAACUACGAGAAACUUACUAAGGUUAAAAGUAUGCUCGCACACGCGCAAUCCAAUGAAAUGUUGGGUGAUGCACUUUAUCUUUACAACUUCAUGGAUCGGAACGGCCAUUCAAAAAGCAUCACGCUAAAUGACUCAUCCGAGUUUGUUACUGAGACGUGUAAAUUACUUUCCUCCUAUGGUUUGAAUAGCACCGAUAUUCUUGUUUCUACAGCGUCAAGUCCGUUCCUCGUCGAUUUUUACAAGAAUUUCGAUAUAUCUGUUUGUGACGCUAAACAUCAGAUGAAACGGGAAACCAUGGAAUGCAAUCAGAGUCAUUCCACUGAUUCAGCAAGUUGUACUAUUUUAUAUCAUACACUCGGUGGUUUUGGUACUUCUCCCAUCAAUCCUAGAAGCUGGUGUGUUGGUGUCUGUUGUAUUUCUUGGAGCGCUCCUGUCCAAUUUAGUGCAGGCUGGGCGCAAGAUAAGCUCAAGUCAUGUAUUGAUAGAUGCAUACCGCCAACCGGAAGUUGUCAAAUUAGGGACACAGUCUACGGUAGCACUCAUUUUAGUUUUUGCGUUAGCAACAGGGGUAGUGGUUGUUCGUAA
Messenger RNA from Schizosaccharomyces japonicus yFS275, 916 nucleotides. RefSeq lists its product as hypothetical. Bases 110 to 916 code for a protein of 268 amino acids. The transcript is spliced from 2 exons. Lineage: Eukaryota; Fungi; Ascomycota; Schizosaccharomycetes; Schizosaccharomycetales; Schizosaccharomycetaceae. The record is from RefSeq and is a predicted model, not a curated record.